This is a messenger RNA of Caenorhabditis remanei, 576 nucleotides long. RefSeq lists its product as uncharacterized. NCBI's taxonomy places the organism in Eukaryota, Metazoa, Nematoda, Chromadorea, Rhabditida, Rhabditidae. Bases 1 to 576 code for a protein of 191 amino acids. The transcript is spliced from 5 exons. The record is from RefSeq and is a predicted model, not a curated record.
AUGAUGAUCUUUCAACUCUUGACUGACUCUGAUUAUGCAAUUGUUGAAGCAGAAACAAGAGAAAUGCACCCGGAUUAUGAUUACACGACUAACGCGUUGAUUGGGUUUUCGGAUUCGAAAGGAGUCGGAGCAAUUAUUGCUCAAUUGCUGAUUUCAUUGGGGGUUUACGUUGCUCCAUUGAUAGCUUUCUAUUAUCGCCGAAAAAUCAACAACAUCAUAUCUACAAAUACGGUUCAACGGAUACCCGUCGCUUAUUGCAAGCAACUAAUUAAUGGCCUACUCAUACAAACCUUAAUACCAUUCUGCGUGUACAUCCCACCAUACUCGUAUUUCCUUUACUCGCAAAUUUCAGGCGAAUCCAACCUCUACUUUGAAUAUCUUCUCAACAUAUUCGGAUCCUUCACGGCGUUCAUCAAUCCACUGCUCACAUUCUACUUUGUGCUACCGUACCGUCGUGCUCUCUGCAAAAGAGUCUUCAAAUACCUGCCAUCAAUAUCCGAAGAAGGAACCGAAAUCACAACUUUCCCGACGAAUGCAAAUUUUCAACGAAGAAACACUGCCUCGACGAAAUUGUAA